AUGGCUGAAAAGCCCAACAUGCUCACCUCCGCGUGGCGCGACUUCUGGCACACCAUGACCUCCAACGACCGCCAUGCCUCCCACGACUCUCCUUUCCGCACCGGCCAGCAUGUCCCGCUUCCCCAGAGCCGUCAUACGCCGCUCACCUCCGUCGCAACCAGCGCAAUGGAGUCUCGCACCGACUUCAACUCGCCCUACGCCCAGGACGAGCCUUCCGCCAACGGCUUCGUCAACUCGCCCCGCGCCCCAAUGUCCCCUUCGUCUCCAUACUCGCCCGGCAUGCGUUCCAGCAUGGCCCGUCCGCCCGACGAGAACAACCCCACGAUGGACGGUGUCAACUCGGGUGAGAUCCAGAUGCAGAGCUUCAGCGAUGGUCUUCCGCCGCCUCCGCCGGUCGGCCACUCUUGGAAGCGCGUUGACCGGUGGCUUGAGGAUCGCUUUGUGGAGCUUUGGGACAAUAUGUGCGAGGGUGCCACUCACAACGAUGUCAAUGAGCUGGAGCACAUCCUGGACGUUACUCUGCCCGUCGAGGUACGCGAGUCACUUCAGAUCCAUGACGGUCAGGAGCGUGGUGGUCUGCCGACAGGCUUGUUCUUCGGGUGCAUGAUCCUGGACUGCGAAGAGAUAGUCAUGGAAUAUUCCAAUUGGCGCAAGGUCAAUGAGGAUGUCCUCGCCGCCCAGCCCUCUUACCAGGCCCCCCAGGUGCCGAUCAAGGCCGUUGCUGGUCCCUCGUCCUCCCCGGCACCGACCGAUGCGCAAAAGGCCAACAAUCCCAUGUGGAGACAGGACUUGCUCUCGCGUCAGGACUCGCAGCCGCCGAACGCAAUUCAGAAGGUCUAUGCUCACCCCGCCUGGAUCCCUCUCGCCCGCGACUGGGGUGGAAACUGCUUGGCUGUCGAUCUCGCGCCUGGCCCCGCUGGAAAGUGGGGACAGGUCAUCAUUUUCGGUCGCGACUACGACACCAAGUUCGUCGUCGCUCGUUCUUGGGCCGCCUUCCUCGCUCAGUUCGCCGAUGACCUGGUCUCCGACAAGACAUACGUGGAUGAGGAAACCAUGGAAAUGAAACUCAAGAUUUUCGCGAAGCAGAACGUUGAGCCUCCGUACCUUGAAAUUCUCCGCUGGCGUGCCGACCAGAAGUAUGGCCGCAAGCCCAAGAGAAGGCCUCAGAGCACGCUCUCCAUCAACCCCAACGCCCCCCCUGCCUCGAACGGAACCAGCCCGUAUGGUAGCCCUGGCUCUGGUGGUGAAGAUAGGGGUCGCUCGCCUCACAGGCUGAGCAGGAAUGGCACCAGCCCUCGUGUGCCUAUCUCAAGUCCUCUGGCCCGUGUGGCAGAGGAAGCCCCCCCGGCGGUCAAGGUCCACACGGACGAGGAAAAGCUCAUCGAGAUGAACACGCCCCGGCCCAGCUCUGACCUGAACUCCAACAACGCAAGUCAGAAGAACAGCAUGGAGAGCGACAAGGAGAACGGCAGCGAAAAGGGCAAGGGUAAGAGCGUGGUGUCGUCGGAAGAGAUGAAGACUGUCGAGAUAUAA
Messenger RNA from Diplodia corticola, 1533 nucleotides. RefSeq lists its product as uncharacterized. The coding region runs from base 1 to 1533 and encodes 510 amino acids. The record is from RefSeq and is a predicted model, not a curated record. The transcript has 2 exons. Gene Ontology annotation, cellular component: mating projection tip. Lineage: Eukaryota; Fungi; Ascomycota; Dothideomycetes; Botryosphaeriales; Botryosphaeriaceae. Gene Ontology annotation, biological process: cell wall biogenesis; regulation of fungal-type cell wall biogenesis.